This is a messenger RNA of Pomacea canaliculata, 695 nucleotides long. RefSeq lists its product as uncharacterized. The record is from RefSeq and is a predicted model, not a curated record. NCBI's taxonomy places the organism in Eukaryota, Metazoa, Mollusca, Gastropoda, Architaenioglossa, Ampullariidae. Bases 286 to 663 code for a protein of 125 amino acids. The transcript has 4 exons.
CUCAGACUUUAUUGCUUACGGUAGUCACAACACGGAUAUAGACAAUACUGUCAUAGAAACCAUAGAUAACAGGGGAAAUAAACAAAAAAAUGGGCUGAUAAAUGACAAUCUUUUAUUGUGUGUUUGGAAAAAAAUUAAGAAAAUGUGUUUCAGGAAUGUGUUCUUAAUUACAACAGGUAGUUAUAAUUUAUGCCAGAGGAAAAAAUUUAAAAUAUGAUAUAACCAAAGCUCGGGUGUAUUUCGCGAAAGUAAAAUUAAAUAAAUUUUGUUUUUGUCACAGGGAGAAUGUCAGGACACAAUGUCAAGCGGCUUGAUUUCCUGCGCCUGGACACUGAUGGCUACGCACAGAUCGCAGAGCUCGGUGCAGGCGACGUAUUUGGUCUGGAAACGCUGGUGAGGCGCAAGUGCCCCAGGGUCAGCGUGGUCAGCGAGGGGGCGGAGGUCAUCUUCAUCUCCAAGAAGCUCUUCUUACAGGAGGCUAACAUCCGGGUCCUGCGAAUCGUCAACGACAUGAUGAUUCACUAUCCCAGCGCCACCGAUAUCCACGAGCAGCUGGAGGAUCAGCGGAAGUGGAGUCGCUUCAAGCAUGCGCAGGUGCAGCGUGUGCUGACGAGGGCGGGGCGGCGGAAGGACACGCCUCUUUGCGUCCGCAGUAGCUCAUAGGUCAGCACGACUCGCAGCUGGUAGUUCGAUGA